Molecule: messenger RNA, 213 nt
Organism: Staurois parvus
Lineage: Eukaryota; Metazoa; Chordata; Amphibia; Anura; Ranidae
Source: the annotation of a GenBank genome assembly
AUGUAUCCUUGGUGUCCAGUAGGUCCUAUGUAUCCUUGGUAUCCUGUAGGUCCUAUGUAUCCUUGGUGUCCAGUAGGUCCUAUGUAUCCUUGGUAUCCAGUAGGUCCUAUAUAUCCUUGGUAUCCAGUAGGUCCUAUGUAUCCUUGGUAUCCAGUAGGUCCUAUGUAUCCUGUAGGUCCUAUGUAUCCUUGGUAUCCAGUAGGUCCUAUGUAA